Messenger RNA from Oppiella nova, 4023 nucleotides. NCBI's taxonomy places the organism in Eukaryota, Metazoa, Arthropoda, Arachnida, Sarcoptiformes, Oppiidae. The record is from the annotation of a GenBank genome assembly.
AUGGAUAACAAGACUUGUGAUAACAAAUUUGCGGUCACAAAGUCUGCUGAAGAGAUCGAGAAUGAGUCAGAAGUUAAAGCCAUCAAAGAGGAGGUCAAGACUAUUAUCACCAAAUGUCCACAAAUACAGCAAAUCAGUUCAAUUUCAUUCAAAGAUAGUGAAUUUGCCACUCAACAGUCCAAACCAAUGGUCAGAUGCGUUCAUAACAUCUCAAUCGACGACCUCAUCCGACACGUGAUUCACAAGCGAUGGAAACUAAUGGUACCGCGGAUUGUGGUGUUCAUGGCGGCGGAGAACACGAAUAUGUGGUUAAUAGCGAACGGUGUGGACAUGGGGUCGACCACUAUGAUAGGCGAUGCGGUCAGGGAUUACGUGACUGAAGCCAAGUAUAAGAAAGGCGUUGAAUAUGAGAAGUCGUUCUCGAAAUUCAAUUUCAUUGGUAUUGCAGACGAAGAGAUGUUGAAAUACUCGCAGACAAUCGUUUCCAGUCAAGAGCCAACAAUUAUGGUCUCAACCGGACCGGAGAGUCGAGUGAAGCCAGAAAAGUAUGAACUCAACCAAAAUCUCACACAUUAUAUACUCAUCAAAGACGAGACCACCAAUAAGUCGGGCGUCAAUUCAUUUCUCAUUAAAUUAAUCACAUUUUUGGCCCAAAAUCAAAGUCAAACGCUUAAAGCGAAACAGAAGCUCAUGGAUGGACAGACAGAUGAUGACAAAGACUUGGUGUCUAUCGAGAGAAAUGAAAUCCCCGUCGUUUCCAUUGUAAUCAAAGGCGGAUAUAAUAGCUCUCGACUUGUAUUACAACAAAUCAAAAACAGUUUGCCUGUUGUUGUGCUGCGAGGGUCGGGAGGUUUGGCUGAUCUGUUGGCGUUUGUUGACAACGAAAUCCGUGACCGAUGUAUGAAUGUAUGGAACGCCGAUUUUGUCGAGACAUACCUCAAAGACCCUACAUUUGUAUUAAGCAGUCAGAAGAGACUGUUUGAAAACUCACUCCUACGGACCAAUUGUAUAGAUUUUGUGGAUCUGUUUUUGUCGCAAAAAUUCAAAAUCCGGACAUUCAUUACACCGAAACGUGUGAAGCGAUUGUUCCGUAAAAUUCAUUCGCGAGAGACGGUGUGUUGGGAGACAAUACUCGGCCGAUCGCCCGAUGAGAGACAGAGCAGUAAAACAUUUAUAAACCGUGAGCUCAAUUGGUUGGCGGAGGCGAGCGCAGGGGUCUCCAACUUCUUGGAAGAGGAUGAGCUCGACAUGUAUGUCACCCAACAGUUCAUAUGCUCAGAGAAAGUGGCCGAAAAAAAAUCCCUCUUAUUGUUGGUGUUGUGGGCAGUCCUCGACUUUCGUAAGGAUUUGGUGGCGCAAAAAACCGCGACAAUGCUGGCCGACAGCACCAUACAGUUCGAAGACGGCCUCAAGAAUGAGUUGAAAGAAGAGUCCCAACAGUUCGUCACAUUUGCGUCCAAUGUAUUAGACAUUUGCUAUAAAGACUCAUUCGUGAGGACGAGUCAUGUGCUCAACGAGUCUUCCAAAGAGUAUAGUUUCAAACGUCCGCUAGAUUUAGCUGCUUUUGGUCGCUUUCGACAAUUCUUUACACAUCCGUCGUGUCAGAGAUGGCUAACCGAUAAAUUCUACGGAAAUAUAUCGGUUCGUGAGCUCAGGAUCAAUUGCUUUCGUUUGCCAACACUCAUGAAACUGUUGCUCAGCGCCUACCUCCUGUUCCCCAUCUACUUCUGGGUACGACUACCGAAUUAUGAGGGGGAGGCUGUGAUCGGUGAAGAGGAUUCAGAGGAUGAGGACGAAGAGGUGGUUACCGGCCAUAGACUCAGUAAUAGUCAUCAAAACUUAGCCAAUCAUACGAAAAAUCUGAAUGAUUUGGACACCAGUUCCGCGUCUGGCGUGAGCACUGACUCCAACGACUCGAGUGAAGACAAGAGGACAACUGGUGCCGAGAACUCCAUUCAUAAGAAAAAUACUGCAAAUAAAUGGAAAAGUAAUAUAAAACCCGAGAUUAAAACGUUCAGUACUGAGAGCAUUAUGGAAAAGCUGGUCCUCUAUCACCGACAGCCGCCCAUUUGGCUACUGAUCUACGAGUGCACCUCCCGUGGGUAUAAGUCACACCGACACGACAUGGGGGCCACGCCUUUGAACAUAAACCUAAAUCACCAGCGGUUUUGGACGGCACUCAUCAUUGUUGACGACAUACGACAGGCAUAUAUAAUGAACAAACUGAUGGCCAAUGUGUCGCUCACGUUCCGGACCUUAGAGAUUGGAUUUAAAUUGUUUUUUCUAAUCAUUUAUACAACCGAUCGGGUCAUGACUGGCAAUGAAUCCCCGUUUCUUACGCCGUACGGCGAAAAGAUUUUACUGUCUUUGGCUCUACUCCACGCCUAUUACAUACUGAAGUUGUGUAAAACCACUACUAAUCAAAGCCUCAAGGCUUUCUUCUCACUUCUGUUAACUCCGAUAGACGAGGCGCGGGUGAACACGACGUGCGACAGUAACUAUAUGCGCAACACUGGCAACCAUACAAUGGACGUUCCCGGCCGUUGUUACGCCAGCUCUUACAGUCUCGAAGAAUGUCGAUCCCCUGGGGUUUGGUCCUGGAUCUUUUUUAUCACAUACUUCCUACUAUUAAAGAUUAUUCUCAAUGCACUGUUGUUCGCCAUAUUCGCCGCAAGCUCUUCACGACUCGCCGCAGACACGGACACCAUCUGGAAGUUCCAGCGCUACGGACUGGUCAUGGAAUUCACGAACCGGACCCCUUUGCCGCCUCCACUCAACUUCUUUUACUACUGCUAUUGGAUGUCUAAAUGGUUUGAGUUUCGCAAACAUCUGGCCGAAGACGACUACACAUACUUUAGACUACUGGCCACUCAGAUAUACGACGAACACCGCAACCAUAUGAGCGCCGAAACGAUGGCAUCCAAUCAAUACGACCACAUUCUGGCCAACAGUAUGGAAAUGGAGGUCCAGAGGCGAGAACUGAGACAAUUGAAGGGCAAACAGGCGGAGAUGGAGAGACUGUUGCGCCAGACUUCAGUCAAUUUGGAGUAUUUCAAGCAUUUCAUCGCUAAGAAGACGGGAAUGGAUUUAAGCUCCGGUGGCGGCCCUAAAAAAUUGGUUCACAUAUUCUCUCGCCAGUCGCCAUACCCUAACACAACUGUCCACCGCUAUCCCGUAUCCGACAAAUAUGUCUCGUGGGAUGUAAUGUGGGUGGACUACGACCCCAUUGCGUACACCAAACCCAGACAAGAGUUUGGCCUUUCAUUUGAAGAGUUAGCUGAUGAGGACAUACUGGCCCUUCAGGUGAAAAAGUUGGAGAACCCUUCAAUACAGCUACCGGUGUAUGAAUGGAACAGAGCGUCGACCAACGCGGCCGGCAUUUCAGUGGACCGCCAAUCGUGGGAAAUAUGUGACGACCAGAAUAUAAUCUACAAAUUGGAUAACGGAAUACCUGUCAACCCAUUCGGCAGAACUGGACUCAGAGGAAAGGGCGCUCUAUUGAGAUGGGGUCCCAAUCACUACGUUAUGCUCGUUAUAACGCGUAUAAAAGACAAUGAAUUGGAAGUAUUGGCGGAAAAGUUACAUGGUGUGUUUAAUAAGGUGGCACUACCGGUGUGCUUCAUAGGGCGUGAGAUGACAUACACUGGACUGGAGACCCUCUUUCGUACUGCAGAUUCGGAACACAAGAAUUGGAAGGAAUCCGAGAAAAUGGUUAAUUGGUUUCAAUCAUUCAGACAACAAAACACCAAUAAAGACCCUAAGAGUGACACUAAGAAUGAUAUCUUUAAAUGCGAGCGACUUAUGAAAGGCUACUUCGAUGACCCCCUGAACACAGACCAGGCCUGGAAGGAAAUGGAGUUGUGGCACAUCCACUACACCACUGCCAGCCCCGCAUUUAACGAUCACAUUCUCGAUGGACUCGAGUGGCGCGAAGUGUCUGAAAGUUUCUUCUCUCUCCUAUCCAUCAGCCAAUCAAAUGUCAUCCAAGAGAUUGUCGACAAACUUAAAAUCAACAUCCGUUAG